Messenger RNA from Penicillium oxalicum, 1146 nucleotides. RefSeq names its product AIM24 family protein. The record is from RefSeq and is a predicted model, not a curated record. The transcript has 4 exons. Bases 1 to 1146 code for a protein of 381 amino acids. Lineage: Eukaryota; Fungi; Ascomycota; Eurotiomycetes; Eurotiales; Aspergillaceae.
AUGGCACAACAGACUCAUUACCCUCCCCCGCCCAUGUCAGCGCCCGCCCAUGUUACUUGUAAGAUGUCCCAUGGUGACACAACUGCCUCCAGCCUGGACUCUGCUCUGACCCGUCCAGCUUUUCCGCCGCCACCACAAGCAUCUCAAGCCCAAGGACCCCCCAAUUUUAGUUAUCCCCCGCCGCCCACUCAGUCGCCGCCUCCCAACGGACCGCCUCAUCAAGGAUCAUAUCCAGGACCUCCGUUGUCUGUGAGCCCGCCAGUGCCCACUCCUCCGAUGAAUGAGGAUAAGCAGUGGUUGCAGCAACAGUAUGCCGAGCAAAACGCGCAAAAUCAGCAACAAAACACCGCAGCCGGGCAGUUCCAGAAAUCACGAACUCCCUCUCUCUCACAACAGUCAUUACCCGCCGUGCAACUUCCAGGCGUCCCCGCACCGGGCCAGUUCAUCGGAGCUCAGGCGGCCAAUGAAGAUAGCGUGGGCACAUUCAAUGGGGGGAGUUACAGAAUCAGUCAUCGCGAUUCAAAUUCACUGCUCACCCUGCAGCUGGCUAUGGGUUGUCCACUGACGGUGAAGCCAGGUGUCAUGAUUGCUAUGUCGUCGAGCAUUACCCUGAGAGGUACUAUCACGUUUGGAUGGAAGAAGCUCAUCUCCGGCGGUGAAAUGUCCAUGUCUCACUACACUGGCCCAGGCGAGCUUCUACUCGCUCCGUCAGUUCUGGGCGACCUGAUUGUCUUACGAGUAGACAGCAAGGCCGAAUGGAAAAUAGGCAGGGACUCCUUUCUAGCCUGCACCUCGGGCGUGAGCCACAAAUACCAGGCACAAAGCCUCACCAAGGGCUUUUUUUCGGGGGAAGGGUUCUUUGUGUAUAAGAUCGCCGGGAGUGGGCUCCUCUGGAUGCAAAGCUUUGGAGCAAUCAUUAAGAAAGAGCUCCGCCGUGGCGAGACCUAUUUCAUAGACAACGGUCAUCUAGUCUGCUGGAAUUGCGACUACGAUAUUGAGCGAGUUGCAUCCGGCGGCAUCAUUUCGGGCUUGAGCUCCGGAGAAGGUCUCGCUUGCAAAUUCAAAGGCCCGGGGACAGUUUACCUCCAGACACGAAAUCUCAACGCUUUUGCGGGUCAACUGAAGGUCAGCACCGCGAGCGGAUAA